AUGGAGGAUGCUAAGGAAACUCCAACCGAGACUCAAAACCUGAGUCAAAGCACGUCAGUCACAUCAAGAAAUAGCACAUGUAUAGAUGAGCUUCUUGCCUCACCAGAGAUCAAGAGACAGAGGAAAGGCUACCUUCCGAUCGAGUCCGUGAAAAUUCUUCAAGACUGGCUUUAUAGCCACCAAUUUAAGGCUUUUCCAUCAGAGGCAGAGAAGCAAAUGCUGUCAGAAAAGACCAAUUUAUCUUUUCCGCAGAUCACCAAUUGGUUUGUAAACGCUCACCGCGGAUAUGCUCUCCCAGAAAUGCUGAAUCAGGAUGUAAAUGACUCCAAAGACCUAGAAGAUAUGGAUGCUGAAGAAACUCAACAAGCAAACACCGAUUCUUCUUUACUGGACAAGGUAGGACCUGUGCAUCCAGACAAAGGUCAAUGCCAUCCACUGUCUCCACUACCAAGUGGCAUGGAGUCACACAAAAAGCUACUGGAUCCAAAGUCUUCCUCAAAUCAGUUCAUUCCAAAAUCCCCUCUGAAGGAAAAGGUCGAGAUUUCCACCAGUGUACCCAUGUCUUUUCCAGAGUCUGUGUGGCCAGAGGAACGUGCAGAUUUCAGCAACUUCUACAUCCUUGUCGAUGCAGCCGUGCAAAGGGCAGCUGAACUGGAGCUGCAGAAAAAGCAAGAAUCCAACCCAUGA
Messenger RNA from Cavia porcellus (domestic guinea pig), 687 nucleotides. It is a transcript of the gene Tgif2lx, whose product is annotated as TGFB induced factor homeobox 2 like X-linked. The coding region runs from base 1 to 687 and encodes 228 amino acids. Gene Ontology annotation, biological process: negative regulation of transcription by RNA polymerase II. The record is from RefSeq and is a predicted model, not a curated record. Lineage: Eukaryota; Metazoa; Chordata; Mammalia; Rodentia; Caviidae. Gene Ontology annotation, molecular function: DNA-binding transcription repressor activity, RNA polymerase II-specific; RNA polymerase II cis-regulatory region sequence-specific DNA binding. The transcript has a single exon.